UCAUCAUCAAUUGGGACACUAUUGCAACGAUUGAAUUGACCGUAUCGGAUCCAUCAUCAACUUAAUGCAUGACCGGAAUGAGUCAUCUCAUCGGCAAGAAGUUGAUCCGUCCAUUUAUGCACUCGCAGCUCAGGUGGCACGGGUUGUCAUCCUCGUACAGUAGCAUUAUUCAAUUGUCAGACGUUCCAACACGACUGCUCCUCGUCGGCUCAAAGCUGUAAAACCGCGUUAGGGGCGGAAUACAUGUGCGAAUACACCGCCUACUUGGACUGCAUCCCGUCGCGAUGUCGUCACCAGAUGAGAGCCUGGCCCCAAAGGCCUCAAGCGUAUCCCAACUCCCGCCCGGGGUAGCCGUAAAGCCCCAACCGGCACAAUCGAUCUGGAGAUCUGAACAGUUCGAAGCGCAAGUUAGCGGUGCCCUACCGCCGCGAUGGAUGGGCCCAUCUACUUCGGAAACAAUGGGUGACUACACAGCGCAAGCAUCUCAAGAGAUGCAACGGCAGGCUGCUCUAUCCUCGCAAUCAUCGGCAUGGGGUUUCGAGCAGUUUGGAGAACAGAUGGGCGGUUCCUGGCUGCCAAGGGUGGAUUCGAAUCGCUCCGCAGUGAGAACCAACACCCCAGCGAGAGACUUUCCGCAGUAUCCGGUGCAAUCGCUAUGGAGUUCCGAAACCUUUAGACAGGAAGCCAGCAGGUCUCAACCACCGUGGAUGGAUUUGUCUCAUCCCACAACGAGGGUGUCACCAAAUAUGCCAGUAGUAGCCCAAUCUACAAAAAGAGGAUGGGUAUGGAAUUCUGAAGAAUUUGACGGCCAACCAGGCGGGUACGAUGUGUGGAUAGACCCGCCUCUCCCCGGAAUGAUAACCAAGAAAUCUCGUCACAACCCAGCACCAGCGGCGAGCCAGACCCAACCGAUCUCAGGGGGAUCACGAUAUAUGCCGGUCGUAAGCCAAUCCACAUGGGGUCCAGAAAGUUUCAGAGAGCGUGUGAGUGGGCUCCAAGCGCCGUGGAUGGAUUCGUCUCGCUCUGGGAAGAUAGCCAACGCAGCACCGCCCAACUUGGCACCUUCGGUAAAUCAGACUAACCCAGUCUGGGAGGAAUACGAAAUCGACCCUCCAAAUGCACUGGGCGCAAAACGGUCCCGAGAGCAAAUCAGUGGAUCUCGAACAUCACGGGUGGCUUCUUCUCCGUCCGGAAUGAUGACCGGCCAAACACCGACCAGCUUACCACGACGAAAUCCUUUCAAUCUUGAGCGUGGUACCGAGAACCCUUCGACGUUGAGUUACAACUCAUUCACAGUAAAUACUGUUUCGCACCCAAAAGGUCCAGAACUCCUCCCGUACAACUACAGCGCCCUCGACAGACCAGUGGAAACCCGAGUCCUAGAACUAUUGCCUGGCGGACCAGAUGAUCCAAUGGAGGUGAGACUUCAGCGGACCUCAUUGAUAGCAAAGGGCGAAUACUCAGCCAUGUCGUAUGCUUGGGGAUCCAAGACACAAUCGAAAACCAUCACCUGCGGUGGGAAGUACAUCACAAUUCCAGCAAAUCUUCACAAUGCUCUGAGACGUCUGCGACAUGAAUCCGAGCCGCGCAAAUUAUGGGCGGAUGCUGCUUGUAUUAACCAAAGUGAUGAAGUUGAAAAGAGCCAGCAGGUUAGCUUGAUGCGAUUGAUCUUCAAACAUGCUGUCAAGGUUCUCAUAUGGCUCGGCCCAGACGAUACAGACUCGGCGAAGCCUGUUUUUGAGCUGAUCAAUCGGAUCUUCGAGAAGAACUUCCAAGCUGUACCCCCACCAGAUGAUCAUGUAUGGGGGAGAAUGUCCAUCCUCUUCAAUACGCAAUGGUUCUGGCGGUUGUGGUGUCUUCAAGAGGUUGCCCUUGCCCCGACUGCAGAUGUCAUGUGGGGUGCCGAAACCAUCCCCUGGGAGCGCCUCGGAUUUGCUGCUGCAUGGAUUCGUGCAGUACCGGCGCCCACGCUACGACUCGAGGCAAUGAGUGGUAUUUACAACGCUUGUCUCAUGUACUCGCUUUCCUAUGGUUCCGAAGAGCAAGAACCUGUGUCGUUUCUUCAGCUCCUGACCUUGUCCCGUCAAUUCAUCUCAUCUGAUGCAAGGGACAAGGUCUACGGCAUUCUUGGAAUUCCGACUACUGAUUCGAAUCCUGACUGUGGUGAACUCUUCCUACAACCUGAUUACACCAAGACGGUAUCAGAAACGUACUUGGAAUGCGCAACCAAGAUCAUCCAACAAUCAGGAUCUCUGAGGAUCCUGUCCUAUGUUCAGCACGCCGAGCAACCGUACACGGGGAAAUCUGCAGAAGGUACAGGGGAUACCACGCAAUCCUUGUCACUUGCAAGCCAGGAUCCUCACAACCAAAUGGUAUGUCGGCAAACAAUUGACGCAAACGACGGCCUUCCCAGCUGGGUUCCACGUUGGGGUCAAUACUUUGCUCGGACCCUCGCUCCCUCGGAGACUGCCUCGAAAACAUUUUCCGCAUGUGCUGGGCUUGCUAGGGUUAGCCCGCAGGUUGUAGGAACCAGUCUUAUAAUCAGCGGAAUUGAGUUUUCUUCCAUUCGGCAUUCAUCUGAGACCAUGGGAGAACAUGACAUGUGGGGGAAAUUGUUUCUGCGCGAGCACUUCUCUGCCUUUGCGAAGGGACAUUUGAACGGUCCUAAACUCUCGGAGCUCCUAUCUUUAACUUUGACAGCCGGCAAAGAUUGGUAUGGAAGUCUGACUCACGAACCGAACCAACAUGUGGCGGAUUUCUUGGCAUUUAUGAGCGGCGUUUUCAGAUUCAGCGACCAAGAUGCUGCUUUUUCAGAGUCUACUAAUCCACCAAGUGACCUGCAAGCUUGGUUGUUUUCUGCUAUAAAUAGAGCCUUUCCCGGUCUAGUUGGAGAUGCAAGUCAUUUUGAGGAAGCAGUGCGGACUGCAUGCAGUGCACGGAAGAUGUUCGUUACUGACAAUGGGUGUCUUGGACUUGGCCCACAAGCGAUGAGCGAUGGCGACAUCGUUUGUAUACUGAGUGGGUCGAUUGUACCCCUCGUGUUGCGACCAUCUCGAGACAAAUACCAGCUCGUUGGAGAGGUGUAUAUUCACGGAAUCAUGUUUGGAGAGGCCUGUACGACGGAGAAGCAUCUCACUCUGCGGAGUUUCAUUGUUACUUGAGUAAAGCAGCAGCCUAACGUCACGUAAGAUAUCCAACACAGCAGAUAAUGCUUG
Molecule: messenger RNA, 3215 nt
Organism: Ilyonectria robusta
Lineage: Eukaryota; Fungi; Ascomycota; Sordariomycetes; Hypocreales; Nectriaceae
Product: heterokaryon incompatibility protein-domain-containing protein
Exons: 2
Coding region: 285-3161 (958 amino acids)
Source: RefSeq, a predicted model, not a curated record